AUGGCGGACCAGUUGAGAUAUGACGGCCAAGUUGUUGUCGUCACCGGCGCUGGCGGUGGCCUCGGAAAGGCAUACGCUACUUUCUUCGGCUCCCGUGGUGCCAGCGUCGUCGUGAACGAUCUUGGCGUUACUUCCAAGGGCGAGGGCAACUCAUCAAAGGCCGCCGAUGUUGUCGUCAACGAGAUCAAGGCCGCUGGCGGCAAGGCUGUUGCCAACUACGAUUCAGUAGAGAACGGCGAGCGCAUCAUCGAGACCGCCAUCAGCGCCUUCGGCCGAAUCGAUAUCCUCAUCAACAACGCCGGUAUCCUACGCGAUAUCAGCUUCAAGAACAUGAAGGAUGAGGAUUGGGAUCUGAUUUACAAGGUACACAUCAAGGGCUCAUACAAGUGCGCCCGCGCUGCUUGGCCUCAUUUCCGCAAGCAAAAAUACGGCCGUGUUAUCAACACCGCCUCGGCUGCUGGCCUCUUUGGCAACUUCGGCCAGACCAACUAUUCCGCAGCCAAGCUCGCCAUGGUCGGUUUCACAGAGACUCUUGCCAAGGAGGGUAUCAAGUAUGGCAUUCUCGCUAAUGUCAUUGCCCCUGUUGCUGCUAGCCGAAUGACCGAGACCAUCAUGCCUCCUGAUGUGCUCGCCAACCUGAAGCCUGAAUGGGUUGUGCCUCUCGUUGCCGUUUUGGUCCACAAGAACAACACAGAGGAGACUGGCGGUAUCUUUGAGGUUGGCGGCGGCCACGUGGCCAAGCUCCGAUGGGAGCGAUCCAGCGGUCUCCUCCUCAAGGCUGACGACUCAUAUACCCCCGGUGCCAUUAUUAAGAACUGGAACAAGGUUGUCGACUACUCCAACCCUCAGUACCCUACGGGGCCCAACGAUUUCCUCACAUUGCUUGAGGAGUCUAUGAUGAUGGGACCUUCAGAGCAGGGCGAGAAGCUCGACUUCACUGGCCGUGUCGCUCUCGUCACUGGCGGUGGUGCUGGUAUUGGCCGUGUCUACGCUCUGGCCUUUGCCAAGCACGGUGCUUCAGUUGUGGUCAACGAUCUCGCUGACCCCGAGCCUGUGGUUGCUGAGAUCAAGAAGCUCGGUGGCAAGGCUGUUGGUGUCAAGGCCUCGGCUGAGGAUGGUGAGAAGGUUGUCAAGGCUGCUAUUGACGCAUUUGGCCGUAUUGAUAUCGUCAUCAACAAUGCCGGCAUCCUCCGCGACAAGGCUUUCUCCAACAUGAACGACGAGCUCUGGGACCCUGUCCUGAACGUGCAUCUCCGAGGUACCUAUAAGGUCACCAAGGCUGCUUGGCCUUACUUCCUCAAGCAGAAGUACGGACGUGUCCUGAACACUACUUCAACCAGUGGUAUCUAUGGUAAUUUUGGCCAGGCCAACUACGCUGCUGCCAAAUGUGGUAUCCUUGGUUUCUCUCGAGCUCUUGCUCUUGAGGGUCAGAAGUACGGCAUCUAUGUUAACACUAUUGCCCCCAACGCCGGUACUGCUAUGACUGCCACCAUCAUGCCCGAGGAGAUGGUCCAGGCUUUUAAGCCUGACUACAUUGCUCCUCUUGUCCUCGCUCUCUGCAGUGACAAGUGCCCCAACCCUACUGGUGGUUUGUACGAGGUUGGCAGCGGCUGGUGCGGUCAGACUCGAUGGCAACGAACCGGUGGACAUGGCUUCCCCGUUGAUGUGACCCUCACCCCUGAGGAGGUCCUCAAGAACUGGAAGGAUAUCGUCACCUUUGACGGCCGUGCCGACCACCCCUCCAAGUCCCAGGACUCUAUCGGUAAGAUCAUGGCCAACUUGGAGAACCGAUCUAAGCCUAAGGAGUCAUCUGGCGAGACCAACUACCUCAAGGUUAUCGAGGAGACUCUCAAGAAGGAGGGCAAGCCUACCGAGUACAAGUACGAGGAGCGCGAUGUCAUUCUCUACAACCUUGGUGUUGGUGCCAAGCGCGCUGAUCUCAAGUACGUCUUCGAGGGCUCAGAUGACUUCCAGGUCAUUCCUACCUUUGGUGUCAUUCCUCCCUUCAACGCGGAGAUGCCAUUCGAGUUUGACAACAUUGUGCCCAACUUCUCUCCUAUGAUGCUUCUUCACGGUGAGCAAUAUCUUGAGAUCCGCAAGUUCCCCAUCCCCACCAAUGCUCGUCUUGUUACCCGAGGUCGUCUCCUUGAGGUCAUCGACAAGGGUAAUGCCUCUAUCGCCCGAACCUCCACCACUACCGUCGACGCCAACACUGGCGAGGACGUCUUCUACAAUGAGGCCAGCGUCUUCCUCCGUGGUGCCGGUGGUUUCGGUGGUCCCAAGCGCGGUGCUGACCGUGGUGCUUCCACUGCUGCCAACAAGCCCCCUGCUCGUGCCCCUGAUGUUGUCGUUGAGUCACCUACCCACGAUGACCAGGCUGCCAUCUACCGUUUGAGUGGUGAUUACAACCCUCUCCACAUCGACCCUGCUUUUGCCAAGGUUGGUGGCUUCAAGGCCCCUAUUCUCCACGGUCUCUGCUCCUUCGGCAUCGCUGGAAAGGCCGUCUACGAGCGCUUCGGUGCCUUCAAGAACAUCAAGGUCCGCUUUGCUGGUGUUGUAAUUCCUGGUCAGACCCUUGUCACAGAGAUGUGGCGAGAAGGCAACAAGAUCAUCUUCCAGACCAAGGUUAAGGAGACUGGCAAGCCUGCCAUCGCCGGAGCGGCUGCUGAGCUCAGAACCGACGGCAAGAGCAAGCUCUAA
Messenger RNA from Fusarium tjaetaba, 2700 nucleotides. RefSeq names its product peroxisomal hydratase-dehydrogenase-epimerase. The transcript is spliced from 5 exons. The record is from RefSeq and is a predicted model, not a curated record. Gene Ontology annotation, molecular function: oxidoreductase activity. Bases 1 to 2700 code for a protein of 899 amino acids. NCBI's taxonomy places the organism in Eukaryota, Fungi, Ascomycota, Sordariomycetes, Hypocreales, Nectriaceae.